Rhodotorula toruloides NP11 is the source of this 1284-nucleotide messenger RNA. Its product is annotated as glycoside hydrolase family 26 protein. Gene Ontology annotation, biological process: substituted mannan metabolic process. Bases 1 to 1284 code for a protein of 427 amino acids. The record is from RefSeq and is a predicted model, not a curated record. NCBI's taxonomy places the organism in Eukaryota, Fungi, Basidiomycota, Microbotryomycetes, Sporidiobolales, Sporidiobolaceae. Gene Ontology annotation, molecular function: mannan endo-1,4-beta-mannosidase activity. The transcript is spliced from 5 exons.
AUGCUCGACUCUCGCCACCCUCGACCAACACCGACCCUCCUUUCGCUCCUCAUCCUCCUCACGCUCUCCCUCGCCCGCGCCGCACCCACCACCACCCUCCCCUUGCGCCCGCUCCCCGGCCUUCCCUCGAACGGCCUCCUCUCAAACGGAAUCCACCUCGGCUUCCUCCCCAUCUGGUCCCUCGAAGGACCUACCUCCAUCUGUUCCGCUCUGGGCUCGUGUUCCGCAAUCUGGGGAGACUACUGGAACGCCUCUCCCUCCUCCUACGACUUUGAACAGGCGGGGUACCAUAUUGAUGAGAUCGAGAGGGUGGUCAAGGGCGAUGUGAAGGGUGUUUACGCGCCUGCGGUGUUGUUCAGUGGACGGAUGAACGAGUGGACGGACGAGAUGAGUCAGAGUUUGGCAAAGACUGUGAGGGGGAUCAAUCAGCGCGGAGUCAAGGUCUGGUUGAGGUGGUGUUUCGAGAUGAACGGAGGAUGGAUGAGCUACGGCCUCCAACCGUCAGACUACAUCACCACCUUCCGCUCCGUAACCAACGCCAUCCGCGCAGCGACGAACGAUACGUACAUGCUUUGGUCUCCGAAUUUGUGGACGGGAGACGUGGAUGAUCCGGUGCAGGGAUACACGCCUUACUGGCCGGGCGAAGACUUCGUCGACAUAGUCGGCCUAUCAUUCUACUCUUUCGGCCCCGAAAAGUCACUCAACAAGCCCGCCUCGUCCUCCCUCUUCCACGACUCGUUCUCCCCCUUCUACUCGCUCUUCUCCCCCACCAGUUCCUCCGGCUCCUCUAAUCGCCUCAAACUCACCUCAGCCUACUCGUUAAUCAUCUCCGAGACUUCAGCACCAUAUUAUUACCGCAUCCCGCCUUCCUCGCGCUUCUACACCCAAGCAGGCGACACAGACCUCACAGCUCCCUAUCCCAACCUCACCACGUACGAACCCGCACUCGCCACCCCGCCUUACGAGAAAAGCGACGACGAGCUCUAUACGAAGGCGAGUUGGCUCGUGCAGAUGGUAGGGAACGAUACGGCGCAGAGGUUUCCGAACCUCAAGGCGGCGACGUGGUUCAACUAUCUCAAGAAGGGAAACGGUACGGCCGAAGUCCUCGCCGAUUUCAGGUUCGUUGGCGGGAACGAGACGGUUGAGGGCUGGUUGAGGGAGAAUUUGGGCAACCAGACGGCUUAUGAGGAGGGGUAUACGGGCAAAGGAGGGAGGGUAGAGGUGAGGAGGGCGUUUGGGGCGGUCGUGGUUGGAGUUGCGGUGGCUGUCCUCGUCGCGAAUUAG